Messenger RNA from Dromiciops gliroides (monito del monte), 5271 nucleotides. RefSeq names its product leucine rich repeat containing 7 (gene LRRC7). Gene Ontology annotation, biological process: neurotransmitter receptor transport, endosome to postsynaptic membrane; neurotransmitter receptor transport postsynaptic membrane to endosome. Gene Ontology annotation, cellular component: adherens junction; postsynaptic membrane; postsynaptic density. NCBI's taxonomy places the organism in Eukaryota, Metazoa, Chordata, Mammalia, Microbiotheria, Microbiotheriidae. The record is from RefSeq and is a predicted model, not a curated record. Gene Ontology annotation, molecular function: protein binding.
AAAUUCUCCACUCCCACUCUACUGCGGACCCGGGAACACACACACUUUAAGGAAUAACCAUUUGCAGCUGAACGUCUGGAGCCCUUGGGAGACUCAUGGAUAGUUCCUCCAGGAGCCUGCAAUGAUGGAGAGCCUACGGAGACACAGGAAUCCCCCACAAUUUCUGAGAAGUCCUGGCAUUCAAGAAGUACGUGCUCCACUUAGGAAGAGACCUGAAGAGGAGUUGCAGUGCCUGGAAAUGACAACCAAACGGAAGAUCAUCGGCCGCCUGGUGCCGUGCCGAUGUUUCCGAGGCGAAGAAGAAAUCGUCGCAGUGUUGGAUUACUCCCACUGUGGCCUUCAGCAGGUGCCAAAGGAGGUCUUUAACUUUGAACGGACCCUAGAGGAACUUUAUCUAGAUGCCAAUCAAAUUGAAGAGCUACCUAAGCAAUUGUUCAACUGUCAAGCUCUCCGAAAACUGAGUAUCCCAGAUAAUGAUCUUUCGAAUCUGCCAACCACUAUUGCUAGUUUAGUUAAUCUCAAAGAACUUGACAUCAGUAAAAAUGGUGUACAAGAAUUUCCAGAAAACAUUAAGUGCUGUAAGUGUUUAACAAUUAUUGAAGCCAGUGUCAAUCCCAUUUCCAAGCUCCCUGAUGGCUUCACACAGCUCAUCAACCUGACCCAGCUGUACCUGAAUGAUGCCUUUCUGGAGUUUCUUCCAGCCAACUUUGGAAGACUUGUCAAAUUGCGGAUCUUGGAAUUAAGAGAAAAUCACUUGAAAACUCUACCAAAGUCAAUGCACAAACUGGCCCAGCUGGAGAGACUUGACCUAGGCAAUAAUGAGUUCAGCGAGCUGCCUGAGGUUCUGGAACAAAUACAAAACCUAAGGGAACUAUGGAUGGAUAAUAAUGCACUUCAAACACUUCCUGGGUCUAUAGGGAAAUUAAAGAUGUUGGUGUACCUGGAUAUGUCAAAAAACAGAAUAGAAACUGUUGACCUGGAAAUUUCUGGAUGUGAAGCACUUGAAGACCUCUUGUUAUCAUCUAAUAUGUUGCAACAAUUGCCUGACUCGAUAGGACUGUUGAAAAAACUAACCACUCUAAAAGUAGACGACAAUCAACUAACUGUGUUACCCAAUGCAAUUGGAAACUUAUCUUUAUUAGAAGAAUUUGACUGCAGCUGUAAUGAACUGGAGAGCUUACCUUCCACUAUUGGCUAUCUGCAUAGUCUUAGAACAUUAGCUGUUGAUGAGAAUUUUCUCCCAGAACUACCUAGAGAAAUUGGGAGCUGUAAAAACGUUACAGUCAUGUCAUUGCGCUCUAAUAAACUAGAAUUUCUUCCUGAAGAGAUUGGACAGAUGCAGAAAUUAAGAGUCUUGAAUUUGAGUGAUAACAGGCUGAAGAAUUUACCGUUCUCAUUUACCAAACUGAAAGAGCUUGCUGCAUUGUGGCUUUCAGACAAUCAAUCAAAGGCCCUUAUCCCUUUACAAACCGAAGCUCACCCAGAAACAAAACAAAGAGUUUUGACUAACUACAUGUUUCCUCAGCAACCUCGCGGUGAUGAAGAUUUCCAGUCAGACAGCGACAGUUUUAACCCUACUCUGUGGGAGGAGCAGCGACAACAACGAAUGACUGUUGCCUUUGAAUUUGAAGACAAAAAGGAAGAAGAGGACAGUGCUGGAAAAGUUAAGGAUCACCCUUGCCAUGCCCCCUGGGAAAGGGGCCAGCGUGGGAUUACCCUCCACCCUGCCAGACUGUCUGGCGACUGCUGCACACCGUGGGCCAGGUGUGAUCAGCAGAUCCAAGACCCUGACCCACAGCUGGCAUGGGGGUGUCUAAGUGGCCUCCAGCAGGACAGGAGCGUGUGCACUCCAUUGCCAGUGGCAGCCAAUUCCACCACUCUUCCCUCUCUAAGUGGCAGACAGGUUGAGAUAAACCUAAAACGAUAUCCUACCCCCUACCCAGAAGAUUUGAAAAAUAUGGUAAAAUCUGUUCAAAAUCUGGUGGGAAAGACAAGCCAUGGAGUGCGUGUUGAGAAUUCAAAUCCAACGGCCAACACGGACCAACCUGUGAAAGAGAAGUAUGAACACAAGUGGCCAGUCGCCCCAAAGGAAAUUGCAGUUGAGGAUUCCUUUGUUCAUCCAGCCAGUGAAAUGAGGAUUGGGGAACUUCACCCUUCACUGGCCGAGGCUCCGCUAUACCCUCCCAAACUUGUUCUUCUAGCAAAAGACAAAAAGGAAUCAACAGAUGAGUCUGAGGUCGAUAAAACUCAGUGUCUGAAUAACAGUGUUUCCUCGGGUACUUACUCAGACUACUCACCUUCUCAGGCUUCCUCAGGAUCAUCGAGCGCCCGCGGUAAAGCAGCGUCUUUGCAGACAACAGCUAAAGAUGCAGGAAAUCAUUCUCUGUGGGGCAACAGGAUUACGCAGUCUUUUCCACAGCCUAUUGACUCAAAGCCAUUACAGCAGCGUGAGCCUGUGCCACCAGGGAAUUUGCCCCCACGUCCUGAAAGGCGUCCGAUGAGUGAAACGUUUGCCGAUCACUAUGAUGGCUCCCAUUAUGAUAACACGGGAUUUGUUGCUGAGGAGAACGCAGCAGAGAAUGCCAACAGUAACCCUCUGUUAAGUUCUAAAUCUAGAAGCACAUCUGCUCAUGGGCGUCGGCCUUUGAUUAGACAAGACAGGAUAGUUGGCAUUCUGGAACUUGAGCAGUCUACCCAUAGACACACACCUGAAUCAGAAGUGCCUCCUUCCAAUCCUUGGCAGAAUUGGACCCGAACCCCCAGUCCUUUUGAAGACAGGACAGCUUUUCCUUCUAAAUUGGAGACCACCCCCACUACAAGCCCUUUGCCAGAAAGGAAAGACCAUAUAAAAGAACCAGCAGAAAUAGCGAGUCCUUUCUCUUCCGGAGUCCCCUGGGAGUACCAGGAUUCCAAUGCAAACAGGAGUCUCAGUAAUGUCUUUUCUCAUAUUCACUGCCUCCCAGAGCCUUCCAAAGGGGUGAUUGCAAUUAGCAAGAGCACAGAGAGGCUUUCCCCACUGAUGAAAGAUAUCAAGUCCAAUAAAUUUAAAAAGUCACAAAGUAUUGAGGAGAUAGACAUCGGUACGUACAAAGUUUAUAACAUACCAUUAGAAAACUAUGCAUCUGGUAACGAUCACUUAGGAAGCCACGAAAGGCCAGAUAAGAUCAUGGUGCCCGAGCACGGCAUGUCCAGCAUGUCUCGGAGUCAGUCGGUGCCCAUGCUGGAUGACGAGAUGUUGACUUACGGCAGCAGUAAGGGGCAGCUGCCGCAGAAGCCCUCUGUGACCAAGAAAGUCUAUCAGUUUGACCAAAGCUUCAACCCGCAAGGAGCAGUCGAGGUGAAAGCAGAAAGAGGUGCCGCCCCUUUCCAGCAGAACCCUGAGUAUCUGGCACAGCCUGGUCAAACUCUCGCCAAGGAUCUGGUCAGUCCGAGAGCCUACAGAGGCUACCCCCCCUGGAGCACAUGUUUCUCCUUCUCUCAGCCCUCCGUCAAUGAGGAGGCCAUCGUUAGCCAGUUGGCCAGCCAGGGUUCCAGGGCUGGAUUCCUCAGAAGAGCCGACUCUCUGGCGAGCUCCGCAGAAAUGGCCAUGUUCAGAAGGGGUCAGUGAGCCGCACGAAGUGCCCCCAGUGAUAGGUAUGGCAGGCCUCCGUAUAGAGGCCUGGACCGCCAAGCAGCGCCUCAGUAUCUGAUCCCAGUUCCCCUCAAAAGGAAUGGCAGGUAUGAAGACGAACAUCCUUCAUAUCACGUGAAAGCCCAGGCGGGAAGUUUUCCAGUUAAAAACCUUACCCAAAGGCGGCCAUUGUCUGCAAGAAGCUACAGUACAGAGAGUUAUGCCUCCCAAACCAGACCAGUUUCAGCUAGGCCUACAAUGGCAGCUCUUUUGGAAAAGAUACCGUCUGACUAUAACUUGGGUAACUAUGGUGACAAGCCGUCAGAUAACAGUGAUUUAAAGACAAGGCCCACUCGGGAAGGAGAGGAGAGCUGUGGGAAAAUGCCUGCAGAUUGGGAGGAACAACAGCUGCUUAGACAUAUAGAAGCUAGAAGGUUAGACAGGACCCCGUCCCAGCAAAGCAACAUUCUAGACAAUGGACAAGAAGAUGUAUCUCCCAGUGGCCAGUGGAACCCCUAUCCACUUGGGAGGCGGGAUGUACCUCCGGACACAAUUACUAAAAAGGCAGGCAGCCACAUCCAGACACUGAUGGGCUCUCAGAGCCUCCAGCAUCGGAGUCGGGAGCAGCAGCAGUACGAGGGCAAUGUCAACAAGGUGACCAUCCAGCAGUUUCAGUCGCCAUUGCCCAUUCAGAUCCCCUCCUCCCAAGCCUCCCGAGGGCCUCAGCCUGGACGGUGCUUAAUUCAAACUAAAGGGCAACGGAGUAUGGAUGGAUACCCAGAGCAGUUUUGUGUGAGAAUAGAAAAGAAUCCUGGCCUUGGAUUUAGUAUCAGUGGUGGAAUUAGUGGACAAGGAAAUCCAUUCAAACCUUCUGACAAGGGUAUCUUUGUUACUAGGGUUCAGCCUGAUGGGCCAGCAUCCAGCUUGCUGCAGCCUGGUGAUAAGAUCCUUCAGGCAAAUGGACACAGUUUCGUGCAUAUGGAACACGAGAAAGCGGUCUUACUCCUGAAGAGUUUCCAGAACACAGUAGACCUAGUUAUUCAGCGUGAGCUUACUGUCUAAAUAUUUUUUAUACAUAGUGAAGAUUCGUCUAAUCAGACCUAAUGUUCAAAGAUAAAUUUAUACAUAGGAAAACAUUUUUGCCAAUUGCUGGACCAAUGGCAAACACUAGUGCCAAAUGUAUAAUACUGUAUGUCAGUACUGACCCUCCUUAAAAAUGUUCACUCUAUAAAUAGGACGUUCAUGUGGUGAUGUAUUAGUUCUCAUUGUCAGCCUCUGGCUGGGCAUUGGUGCGGGGCUUUUCUUUUCUUUCAUUUUGUGUUUUUUUUUAAUCAAAUGAGUUUCUUUUCAAAGUGGAUUUCCUAUCAUUUCAGAGCACCGAAGCACACACAAGCUCUUUAAGAAUUCCGCUCUCCAUCAGAAACACUGCCUCAAAAUUGUAUAUGCCUUUCUAUAGAAAAUACAGAUAUAAAGAAUUGUAAUUCCCAUAAAAUAUUUCUAGCACAAGUUAUAUGUUGGCAUAUAUUCAAAAAGAAUAUAGAGAAAAUGAUAUUUUCAUAAACUAAACACCUCGGAUUGAGAAAGAAAAUAUAUCUUAAAAUAAGACUUUACUAUGUUGAAUCUUUUUCAAUAAAAUACAUGAUAAUGCCUUAUGAAAGUAA